AUGACUGAUUGGCAAAUCAUUCCAUACAUCUUCCCCACUCUUAUUCCACCAGAGGUCGAUGAGCAAAGCGAAAAAACAAGGAAGAAGGUGAUGAUGAUGAAGAAGAGGAGGAGCCUCACCAUGCUUCUCCCACCGGUGGUGGCAGCUCAUCCCAUUUUGCUGCACCCCCGCCUUAUCAUCAACAAUAUAUGGACGAAUUCCAAUCAAUCAUACCCGCCUCGACACCUAUCAGCAGGAUAUUACCAGCCUGACCCAGAAUUUUUCCACCUUCACCCCCAGUACGCUCGGGAUCAAGAGCGUCAACGCAAACAUGAGGAGGACUUCUGGGCUUGGACCUGA
Messenger RNA from Lactuca saligna, 339 nucleotides. The record is from the annotation of a GenBank genome assembly. Lineage: Eukaryota; Viridiplantae; Streptophyta; Magnoliopsida; Asterales; Asteraceae.